AUGAAGGCCUCACCUGUUUACCUGGCUGCUCUCUUCUCUCUCGUUAUUUCCCCUGGUGCUCGAGCCCAUGGUUUCGUAAAAACUGUUGAAAUUCUGGGCAGUGACUCGUUCAACGGGCCCAAGCCUGGUGCUACUGGAGCCAAUAAGUCGCCUAUUCGGGGUAUUACUGAUCAAUCUCCCGUCAAGAAUCUCCAAAGCAAAGAUAUAAUCUGCGGAAUUGGCGCAACACCUGGGUCCGUCGUUGCUUCUGCCAAGCCGGGAGAUACUCUUGUGUACUCGUGGGCGAACGAUCUUGCCGAUAACGGAAACUGGAUCCAUGAUACCGGUCCAAUGAUGACGUAUUUUGCGCAAGUGCCCUCCGGUCAGACCGCUGACAAGUUUAAUGGAGAAGGUGCCCAGUGGUUCAAAACUGACCAAGUGGGAAAAAAGAACAACAAGUGGAUUCAAGGUUCCCUGAUGACUGGUGCCACCUUCAAGACCAAGAUUCCGGAAACUCUCGCAAACGGCGAUUAUCUUGUUCGCCAUGAGAUUGUUGCACUCCACACCGCCGCGAAUAAGGGUGGGGUUGAAUUUUAUCCUUCAUGCCUCCAAAUCCGAAUCAAGAACUCUAAUGCUGGUAACGCGACGGUUACCGCGACUCCAACGCUCUCUUUCCCUGGCGCUUAUACCGCCGAUGAUCCAGGCCUUCUCGUGAAUGUCUUUGCCCAGGCUGCUGAUGGAAGCGAAUACAAAUUUCCCGCAGGACCAAUCGCUGAGGUCACAGCACCUGGAGCUACUGGCUCUUCGCCCAACGUUCUGAUCAGUCAGUCCGCAUCGCUGGUUACCGAAACGAGUAGUAGCACAAGUGCUCCCUUCACUCCGAGCUCUGUUAUAACUACUACAUCUCUUUCGGCCACCGCCACGGUUGUAACGUCAUCGGCCAUCAUAACAUCUGCUUCAACUACAACUUCAGCCACGGCCCCAGUUACGACUUCAAACACCGAAUUGCAAGGAGUUCGUCUUGCGAACGGGCGCGCCGCGCAGGCACUGAAUAUCCGUUUUCAAAACACAACAAUUUCAGAUAAAUGUGAGCCUCUCGAACCUGGUUGCGUUGGCGGACAGUUUGCGAUCUGUACUCAAGAGGGAACCUGGAGCCUCCAAGAUGCAUGCUUCAGUGGUACUUCUUGUUUUGUCAUCCCAUUGAAGAAUAUCAACGGCACCCAAGUUGGGUGCUUCCCUGAGUCGGUGGUCGAGCAAGCCAUAAUUGACUCUGGGGUCGGACGAGGUCCUGAAACAAGCACCAUACCUACAGCCACUGCUUCUUCUACCAGCUCAACCGUCUUGGUAUCCAGCGCUAUUAAUAGCAGUACCAGUUCCACGCAAGCAACUACUACGACCUCUGCCAGCUCGAGUGUUGUUGCGUCCGCUUCCACUGGAGUUGUUACGGUUAUCACUACCCCCGUGCCUUCCGUAUCAAGUUCUUUGCCUAUAACCACUUCUGGAACAAACGCAGGUACUCCGGCUGUUGUUAUCGGAGUUGGAGAGAGACCCGCCCGACGCAUGCUUCGCUGGGAGCGCCGUGGCAUAUACUAA
Messenger RNA from Rhizoctonia solani, 1572 nucleotides. Its product is annotated as glycoside hydrolase family 61 protein. Lineage: Eukaryota; Fungi; Basidiomycota; Agaricomycetes; Cantharellales; Ceratobasidiaceae. The record is from RefSeq and is a predicted model, not a curated record. The coding region runs from base 1 to 1572 and encodes 523 amino acids. The transcript has 5 exons.